This is a messenger RNA of Aspergillus nidulans FGSC A4, 1995 nucleotides long. Its product is annotated as laccase lccC. The coding region runs from base 1 to 1995 and encodes 664 amino acids. The record is from RefSeq and is a predicted model, not a curated record. Gene Ontology annotation, molecular function: hydroquinone:oxygen oxidoreductase activity; oxidoreductase activity; copper ion binding. Lineage: Eukaryota; Fungi; Ascomycota; Eurotiomycetes; Eurotiales; Aspergillaceae. The transcript is spliced from 2 exons.
AUGCUGCGUUCUUCCUUUCUUCUCUUCUUUUAUGCACUCUAUGCUUCUGCCUCUUGGGUCUUUGAGCACGACUUCCAGCCCGAAGAACGCUCAUUACUCUUUGGGACCGAUGUCUCGCCUCUGAAGCGGAGGCAAGAGGAAGGCUCGUCUUCUGCCUCUGACUCUAUUCUUUCGGUAGCCGGUGGAGGUGGUGGGCGUAGUAGUGGACGUCCUCAGCCAACCUCAACCUCGUUUACUCAAACAAGGACAACAUCUACCCGGCCAACAUCUACGAAUACUAGAACGGGAACAAGAAGUAGCUCAAACACAACGACCAGGACAAGCACAAGCGCAACAUCCACUCCCACCACCACAGCAACCGGAACCCCCUGUGCCGGAAACACCCCGGACACCCGCAGGGAAUGGUGCGACUAUUCCAUCGAUACAAACUACCACGACAUCACUCCAGACACAGGAGUAGUGCGAGAGUAUUGGCUGGAGCUAGACGAGAUCACCGUAUCUCCCGACGGGAUCUCUCGGCCGGCAGUCGCCGUGAACGGGACGAUCCCUGGUCCAACGAUUUUCGCGGACUGGGGCGACGAAGUCGUCGUCCAUAUCAAGAAUAACCUACAUGAGACCCUCAAUGGAUCCACAAUCCACUGGCAUGGGAUCCGCCAGCUUAACACAAACGAGCACGAUGGCGUUGUCUCGAUCACGCAGUGCCCCAUCACCCCAGACCACGAGUACACGUACCGCUGGCGCGCCCAGCAGUACGGGACAACUUGGUACCAUUCACACAUAAGUCUUCAAGCGUGGGACGGUGUGGUAGGGCCUAUCAUCAUCAACGGCCCGGCAACAGAGAACUACGACGUCGAUGCGGGCACAAUCUUUCUCAAUGACUGGACGCACCAAACAUUCGAGGAGCUCUUUUGGUACGCGCAGAUCGUGGGCCCUCCGCUACUCAACAACUCGCUGAUCAACGGCACGGGCGUCUAUGGCUCUAGUUUCUCUGGGCACCGGGCCAAGGGCCAAAAGGAGACGGGCGAGCGGUUUAGCAUGAAGGUUGAAGAGGGGACCUCGUAUCGUCUGCGCUUGAUCAACGGCGCCAUUGACACGCACUACAAGUUCAUGAUUGACAGUCAUGAACUAACCGUCAUCGCAAUGGAUUUGGUGCCGGUCAAGCCGUAUAAGACGACGGCUGUUAGUCUUGCGAUGGGCCAGCGCUACGAUGUCAUCGUCACUGCCAACCAACGCUCAAAAUCCGACAGUUUCUGGUUACGUUCGAUCCCCCAGCAAUCCUGCUCCGAUGUCGAAGAUCCAGGCAACAUCCGCGGCAUCUUCUACUAUGGCGAUAGACCGUCCACACCAAAAACCGAGCCCUACCCCUUUGAAGACAGCUGCAUGGACGAGCCUAUGGCCAGUCUAGUUCCUCAUGUAGCACGAGACGUGCAACCGCCAGACUAUCAGAAUAACGCCCUCGCCAGCGUCUCCUUCAAUGAAGACCACUUCUUCCGCUGGUUCUUGAAUUCCACUACAAUGCAGGUCUACUGGGAAGAUCCGACGCUGCUGCAGAUUCUCAACGGCGAUGAUUCCUUUGAGAACUCCUCCGCCGUGAUCGAGCUCCCCAACGCGAAUGAAUGGGUCUACAUGAUCGUGAACACAACAAUCCCCGUCUCCCAUCCCAUCCACCUACACGGACACGACUUCUUCAUCCUUGCGCAGGGCACAAAUCCCUGGGACGGAAAGUAUCAGACAUCUAAUCCCCCACGACGGGAUACCGCCGUUCUCCCGGGGAACGGGUACCUAGUCAUGGCAUGGGAGACGGAUAACCCUGGCGCAUGGCUGAUGCAUUGCCAUAUUGGCUGGCAUACGACGGAAGGGUUUGCACUACAGUUUGUAGAGCGGAUCGAUGAGAUUCGGGAAAAUGUCGAUAGAGAUUUUGUUGUCAAUGCGUGUAAUACGUGGAAUGGGUAUGGUGAGGAGUAUGGGGUUGAGCAGUAUGAUUCGGGUGUCUAG